GUGUAAUUUUCCUCCUGCGCUCGCCAUGAAUUAUUUUCGGCACCAAUAUAUAUCUUCAUCUUACUCGGUAACAGUUUCUAGUUCUCUUACCCGUACCAAAAUACAUACAUACGGAAUCGAUCUACAGUAGAGUCGGACUUGAAUUAAUUCCCCCAGGUGUGUUUUGUAUACUGGUAGUUGGGGGAAGAUGUCAGGCACUGAGGAAGUUAAAGAGCAAACAGAAGUUGUUAUGGAGGAUGCUGAAAAAUCCAUGCCAUCAACACAACAGGAAGAGGCAGUUAUAAAGAAGAAAUAUGGUGGAAUAUUGCCUAAGAAACCACCUCUGAUUUCUAAGGAUCAUGAGCGUGCCUAUUUUGACUCUGCUGAUUGGGCUCUGGGAAAGCAAGGUGUAGAGAAGCCCAAAGGACCACUUGAGGCUCUCCGGCCAAAGCUACAGCCAACCCAGCAACAAACACGGUACCGUAAAUCUCCUUAUGCUCCAUCAGAUGGUGAAGAUGGAAAUACUCCCCCACCAGAAGAAGCGACUACCAACGAAUGAGAAACAUGUAUUCAUCGUUUUAUUAAUGGAAGCGUCUGAUGCUACCUGCACUAUAAUUGUUGUCGAGUAAAUUCUGCUAAAAUAAAAAUAUCGAGAAAAGUUAUUUAGUGCUGCGUAGAGAAGAAUGAAUCUGUAUGUUUGUACUUGCUACUGUAUUUCCCCUGAUUGAGAGGUUUUCACGAGCUUAUUUCUGCUGUAAACUAUUUUCUGGUGUCCAGUCGACUAUGAGUUAAGAAUAGAGGUUUUCCAGACGGAAAUUGGAAAUCCAAAUUACAUCAUUUA
Molecule: messenger RNA, 820 nt
Organism: Sesamum indicum (sesame)
Lineage: Eukaryota; Viridiplantae; Streptophyta; Magnoliopsida; Lamiales; Pedaliaceae
Cellular component (GO): cytoplasm
Molecular function (GO): protein phosphatase inhibitor activity
Source: RefSeq, a predicted model, not a curated record